UUGACCUCUUAAGUGCUGUGCUAGAUUGAUCUAAAGGCGUUGCGUUUCAUAAUGACCACGAGUCUCCAGAACCCCGGGCCGAUGGGAAGCUCGAUCAUACGUGUGUCGACAACCGUACUUAAGUGCGGUUCGUGGCGACGUUAGUCCCUCUAUGACUUGCAGGCAGGUCUAAACGUUUUUAUUUUUGUUUCUAAUAUGUCUUCUAUUUCAUUUUCGGAGGUUACAGAUCUACAGAUAUCCAAGUUUGCCAAUAUUGGUGCCUUCGCAAUUCUUAUAUUCGAUUUCUGCAUCACAUUCCAAGAUGAGGUAAAAUGGACCUGGUUUAGGCCAUGGGAUAUAAUUCGUGUCAUCUUCACCAUAUCUCGAUAUCUGCCUUUCAUAGGCUCUGGAUUGACUGUAUAUGCUGCACUGCGUGUCAGCGGGCCGCCGGCGGCCCCUAGUCUGGUACAAAACAUCAUUCAUAUUAUAAGUAUCGUUGCUGCGGAAGGCUUGUUGGUUAUUCGGACAUGGGCAUUCUGGCAAAAGAGCAAAAGGGUGCUGAUCGGAUUAGCAGCUUAUAGCGUGGUGACAAUAAUCGCCGCCGUUUCCAUGAAUGUCCUUCCAAAUCACCAGUUGAUUUCAGCAGAUAUGUCUACUCUACCGCAAGGUAGCUUCGAGUCGUCAAGAAAUGCUGCAUUGGUAUAUGCUAUCUUGGCACUUUUCGAAUGUGUGAUACUGGCCCUCACUACGUAUAAGAAAUUCAGCGACUACCGGAAAGUUGAGAGCUCGAUCAUAACCACCAUUUAUGGCGGUAGCAUGUUUUACAUGUUGUGCAUCAUCGCCAUCACGGUCACCAAUGUGAUUAUUGACGCAGUAUUUCCGCUUGGCUACACAGACAUGUUUGAUACGCUACAACUUGUCAUUCACAGCGUCCUGGGCUCACGAAUUAUGUUCCAUCUUCGGAGUAGUCACGAUCAUAGCUAUGAGAUGCACACGCCAUCAAUGUUGAUGCUGUCAGAAGUUAUACAGUAUGAACAAUCUUGGCAAAUGCAGACGAACGAGAGAAGGGGUAAUGAUUGGACACGCUUUUGUUAAAGCCCACUUAAAAUAAAAUGUUCAUUGUAGCUACGAAUGUAUUUGAAUAAGUUCAAAGGAGCUAUAUAGGGUGA
Molecule: messenger RNA, 1148 nt
Organism: Suillus subalutaceus
Lineage: Eukaryota; Fungi; Basidiomycota; Agaricomycetes; Boletales; Suillaceae
Exons: 16
Coding region: 196-1074 (292 amino acids)
Source: RefSeq, a predicted model, not a curated record